Molecule: messenger RNA, 378 nt
Organism: Monoraphidium neglectum
Lineage: Eukaryota; Viridiplantae; Chlorophyta; Chlorophyceae; Sphaeropleales; Selenastraceae
Exons: 3
Coding region: 1-378 (125 amino acids)
Source: RefSeq, a predicted model, not a curated record
AUGCGAUACUGCCAAUACAAGGCCUACUUCCUGGAUUUCCUGCCAGAAAACCCCACGGCCCCUGACACCGCCGCCAAGCUACUGUCAGGGCAGUCCGUGAAGGGCGUCGCGCGCUGCCGGCAGCUGCCGGGGCGCGGCCCCUCUGCCACGCGGCUGCCGCUCGGCAGCGAGGCCAAGUUGGUGGGGGAGCUCUCCCGCUGCGACGCCAUCGCCGUCGCCACUGCCUUCACUGAGGAAUGGGCAGCCAAGGACUCGGAGCUGUCGCUCGGCUGGCGCAACUGCCGCCACCACACGGAGGAGCUGGUGGCGGCCCUGCUGGCCGCAGAACAGGCAGCGGCAGCCGAGCAGGCGGCGCAAGCAGGGCGGGAUGCACCUUGA